Anneissia japonica is the source of this 464-nucleotide messenger RNA. RefSeq lists its product as uncharacterized. The record is from RefSeq and is a predicted model, not a curated record. The transcript has 2 exons. Bases 30 to 449 code for a protein of 139 amino acids. Lineage: Eukaryota; Metazoa; Echinodermata; Crinoidea; Comatulida; Comatulidae.
UUAUACAAAAGAUCCUGAAACCACUUGUCAUGACACUCUCAUCACUGGUGCUAAGCUUUCCAGGGGGUGGUCACUCUCGAUCGGUCAUCUGUUUCAAGUUAGUAGAUCUAAUCAUCUGCAUCGCUGCAAGGAUUGGGCGUGAGAUGGCGCGAGAUAAUAUGAUCUCACUGCUACAGCAGUUCUUUCUGUGCUUCAGUCUUAUCCAUGAAAAUGGAACAGACUUGGUGGCCAUGAGACAACGAGCAUAUGACCGCCAUGCGAGUCUCACACUCAGUACUGACAGUGAAGACAUGUAUUGCGAGAUUAAAAUGGACAGCUAUACACGGUCUUACAAAAUAGGCACGCCAACCAAACUUGAGAACCUCAAAGGGGAGGAGGAACUCACUCCAGCUUCCAAUUCAAACCCAAGCGCAGCAUCCGAGCAGAGUAAUAACUAUUGUAAGUUAUGAUUAAAAUUUUCUUUC